Molecule: messenger RNA, 2886 nt
Organism: Mycetomoellerius zeteki
Lineage: Eukaryota; Metazoa; Arthropoda; Insecta; Hymenoptera; Formicidae
Gene: Lerp
Product: lysosomal enzyme receptor protein
Exons: 16
Coding region: 281-2833 (850 amino acids)
Biological process (GO): lysosomal transport
Molecular function (GO): D-mannose binding; signaling receptor activity
Source: RefSeq, a predicted model, not a curated record
CUCUCGAACUGUUGUUUCAAAAUUAUCGCGCUGAAUCUGCGCAGAACCGCACGAAAUUCGUCUCGAGAAAUUUCCUCCACUAUCACCUCUAUGCGAAGAAACAAGAAACAUGGCAGUGUCCCCACCCUAGUCGUUGCUGCUGUGUCAUAUCGCAUGUGAUUCGAAUUUGUCAGCUGAAUUUGUCGGACGAUAUUUUCAUCGUCUUUAUUCUGUAUCUUAUGUUGCGUGUCACGAAUCAAUUCAAUAAAUAAUGUAAUGGGAAAAGCCUGAUUCCAUAACAAUGUCAAAAUUGAAUGGAUUACUUUUUCUUUGGUCUUUAUCAGCUAUUAUUACUUCGGCUGUUUUAUCUGUCACUCCUUCCAAAUAUUGUGAAGUAUCUGAACAUAAGUUAAGUUUUAUAUACAAUUUAACGAAACUGACAUCAGAUAAAGAAGAUAUUAUCAUCAAGCAUGAUUAUGAGACAAUACGUAUGCAAUUAUGUUCUCCAUUAAUUCAAAAAUGCAAUAACCAGGAUGGCUAUGCAAUAUGUCUAAUAAAAAACAAUACAGAAAAAGGAAUAGGAAGGUUUCCUCCAAAAUUAGAUAAUGAACAAGGAAGAAUCUUGUUUAAUUUUACUGGUGAUGAUUGUCUACAUGGAAUCAAUUAUACGGUGACAGUUAUUAUGCAUUGUGAUUAUGAUGCAGAGACUAAUUCAUAUCCUGAAUUAUUUUCACAUGAUGAUCAACAAUGUAACUUAUAUAUAGUAUGGAAGACUGCGUUAGCUUGUGUACCUAGAACCCAAACAAAUUGUACAGUUGUUAACGCUGGACAUUAUUAUGAUCUAAGUCCUUUAACAAGAGCUUCAGAAAAUUAUGUGAUUCCCUUGCAUAUAAAAAAUAAAACAAAAUUCCUCAAAUCACCUAAAAUAAUAUUAAAUGUCUGCCAAUCUAUACUACAUCAUGGUAUCAUGUGUCCAAUUAAAUCUGGAGCAUGCUUGGAUGAUCCUGAAAAACCUAAUAGAUAUUCAAGUUUAGGAGAAGUACAAAAGCCUCCUUUCUUCAAAGAUGGAACAUUACAAAUAGAAUACCAGGAUGGUGCGUUAUGCACACAAAAUAUUACAACUCCACAUGUUAAAACAACUAUUUAUUUUAAAUGUGAUUUGGAAGCUAAGGGUCUUCCAGAAUAUAUUUUGGGAAGUGGGAUAGAAGAUUGUCAUUAUCAUUUAAUAUGGUACACUGCUGCAGCAUGCGAUAUUGAGACUCUUCGUGAUUAUAGUGUUAAAAGAGCAGGCAAAUGCAACGUUACGAAUCCAAUUACAAAUUUUACAUAUGACUUACAAACAUUAAUGAACAAAGACUUCACUGUUACAAAUGUAAAUGGUGUAAAAUACAAAUUCAGAGUUUGCAGUGCGCUUAUGGAUAAUACAUGUGGGAAUAAAACAGGAAUAUGUAACUCGAAAUAUACGUCGUUAGGACAAGCUAAUGCAAACUUAAUAUGGCAGCAAAGUGGUCCUUAUUUAAAUUAUACCAAUGGGGAUUUAUGCGAAAAUGGAAUGAGUCACUAUACACUUAUCAGAUUUUUUUGUGAACCUCAAGAAUCGCCCAGUCGGCCAUUGCUCAUAAAAGAAUCUACUUGUCAAACUAUCAUACACUGGAAUACAGAUUUAGUUUGUGAGAAAAAAAUUAAAUGUGCUACCGAUAAUAACGAUGAAAUCAAUUUAACUCCUCUUAUACAAUCUACAAAUAAUUAUAUCAUUAAAGCCAACGAUACGGAAUUUCACAUAAAUAUAUGUCGACCAUUAGUUCCUACACAAGGUCUUUUAUGCGCACAUGGUAGUGCUGCUUGUAAGGUUUCGGUAACUUCAAAGAACGAGUAUACGAAUGAAAUCAGUUUAGGAUUUCCCGAAGGCAGUCCAACAUUAAAUAAAGAUUUACAAACAGUAUUACGUUAUAUCAAUGGAUCACAAUGUCCCGAGAAUCCAACUAAAACGAUAUCUUCGAAUUUCACAUUUAUUUGUGAUAAUAACAAUCAGGGACUUCCAGUAUAUAAACACUAUGUUAAUUGUACUUAUGUAUUUGAAUGGAAUACUAGUAUAGCAUGUGGUGCUGUGAUAGGAGGUUGGACGGCACCAUGUACUAUAAAGGAUAGUUUCCUUUCAUAUGAAUACAACCUUUCUUUGUUAGACAAAAAGCAACAGAUACAUCACGUGAAAAGCAGACAAGGCAAAGAGUAUGCUAUAAGUAUUUGUGGCGGAGAGAAAUAUUGCAACGGUUCUGCCAUAUGUCAUGAAUAUAAUGGUUACGGAUCACUGGGAAGUGUGAUUUUUGAUUACAGUCGUAACGACGUAAAACUUAAAUAUUCCAAUGGUAGUAAAUGUAAUAACAAUUCUUACACGUCCGAAGUAAGAUUUAUAUGUAACGAAUCCAUGGGCAUCGGUGAACCGAAACUGCUGUUGGAAUCACAAUGCAGCGCGGAAUUCGAGUGGCACACCGAAGUGAUCUGCGUGAAACAUGCCAAUUCUCAGAAUGCAUCUCAUGAAAAUACAUUGCUCUGCAAGAAAUUACUUCGUCCAAUAAGUCCUGGUGAACAACAAUGUUUUCGCUUAAUGUUACAAUUAUUUGCGAUUGCGAUGAUGAUAGUGUGUGCGCUUGGAGUGUUAAUGGUCGCUUUAGUUUAUUUCGGAGAUUUACUUCCGCUAGAAGGACGCCAUUUUUGGACAAAUUUGAUUCAUUUCAGAAGAGGCAUUGGUCGUGUCCAUUAUUGUAGAGUCGAUACUACUGAGGAAGCUAGACUUUUGCUCGGUGCUUCCGAUCCUAGUCAAUCAGAUAGCGACGACGAUCUUCUAUUUGCAUAACGAUGUGAUUAUUAUUAUGACUGUUCUAGAGUAUAGAUUAUCUAAUUAUUAAA